AUGUCCACCAUUGCAAGCAGCAGUACUCUGAGGCGUGAUACUACUCCAAUUUCUGCCAUGUUUGUCAUGAUUUCAGCGGCACAGGACCAUGAAAAAUCGGCUGGCAUUCGAACGGUCGACAAAGAGUUUUCCUUUCCAGCCACAGGAAAGAGUGGGGGUGUCUUUACGUCGGCUCUCUUGCAAGUCUUGAAUGAAAUUUCCAAACCUACCGCAAGGGAAGAAACGAUAUCCUGGAUGCAAUUCAUGGAACGUCUACGAACCAUCAUCCAUGAAAAAGGAUUCAAAAACCAAGUGCCUCAGCUCACCUGCUCGGUUGAAAUGAAUGUCCACGAACCCUUUACGAUCUUUCCAAAGUUUGAUGAUACUACAAAAGGAGACAACAAAAAGAAGAAGAAUAAACAACAACGGCGGCAACGAGCCAUUUUGAUUGCCAUCAAUUAUGUGGAUCAACCGCCUGCUUGGCGUUUGACGGGUUGUCACAAUGAUUUGAAAAAUGUCAAGAGCUAUCUCACGGAACAUCACGGCUUUGAUGAACGAGACAUGGCAAUUCUCAUGGAUGACGGAAAACAUGCUCCUCCGACCAAAGCCAAUAUAUUAAUGGCCUUUGAAUUGAUGACAAUGCACAGUGAUCCAGGGGACGUAGUGUUCUUGCAUUACUCGGGGCAUGGGCAACAAUAUGAGGACAAGGAUGGUGACGAAAUCGAUGGCAAGGAUGAAUCCAUGCUACCAUGUGAUUUCACCAAAAAUGGUCCCCUUCUGGAUGAUCAUGUCUAUGAAAAGCUUGUUCUGCCAAUGAAAAAGGGUGUCCAUGUGGUAUCGUUGGUGGAUUCUUGCCAUAGUGGAACGGUAUUGGAUCUACCCUUUGUCAUUCAAGUGGGAGAAAAACACAUGAGACGGAGUACCCGCAAACUAUUACGAGGUUUGACCAAAGAAGAACAGGAAGCUGAUGAUGAUUUUGACUCCAAGCUCCUGACGGAUCGCCAAGUGGAAAUGCGCAAGCUGUCCGCGUUGCCCUUCCGAGAAAGCUUUUCCGCUUCCACGAGACAGUUAUCCGAUUCCAAGGCAGAUCCCACAGUUGAUCAUAUUGCUUCUCUUCUAGUUUUACAUUCGGACACCAAUAUAUGGUCCAGCUGA
Cylindrotheca closterium is the source of this 1134-nucleotide messenger RNA. NCBI's taxonomy places the organism in Eukaryota, Bacillariophyta, Bacillariophyceae, Bacillariales, Bacillariaceae. The record is from the annotation of a GenBank genome assembly.